UUUGUCAGUACUUAGUAGUAUUUUGCUUCUUGAAAGGUUGCUUUCUGAAGACUAUAGUAGUAUUUUUAUGAAAAUUGCCUUAUACUCGAUUAUUACGAAGUUGCUAGUGUUUAUAGCUCAGAGUCACGAAAUAAUGCGCUAUUUCGUGAAUCAGCUGUGGUUGUAGAAGUGUCAUAACUUCAUUCCAAACUGUAUAGUUUAUAUAUGUUGUUGGAAAUGUUGAUGUAGGUAGCGGGUUCUGGUGCGAAGAGUGAAAUACACAUGUUCUAAAUAGUUUACCGAUGGAUUUUUCUGGUGAUCCAACAGGCAGCGAAAAUACUGCCUUUGAGAUAGAUGAACAGUUGCGCAAACUGACAGUUAAUAGUGACAAUAGCUUUACAUUUACCGAAACUCAGACACGCGAAGUGCUGCACGUAACACACAAUGAAAUCGUUUCAGAGUGCUUCAGUGAUGCUCUUUCAGAACAAGCAGAUACUGUUGACGGCGCCAAUUUCAGUACGUUGUCAACAUGGGAAUGCGUACCUCCUGAGUCGAAGAAUCUGGACAGAGUUGUGGACGUUCUCUCGCCGGAAGAAGUUAGGUGGUUUUAUAAAAGUGAAACUGAAAAGCGAUGGCUGGAGUUUAGUGGAUAUGAUUCUUUGCGAAUAGAAUAUAAAUAUCAGGAUGUGUUUCAUAAGUGGCAUAGUGCUCAUUACCCAGAAGACAAGGAAAAUGAGACAGAAGAGUCCAACGAUACCGGUUGUGCCUUAUUUUCAGAAAACGAUAGCUUUAAACAUGACGAUUCAAGCAACAGUUUCGGCAAAGCCGAUUCAAGCUUUACAACAGACUCUGAGCAUAAAAUCGUCGUCCGUGGUGGAUUAUAUGAAGUAGAUCUCCAUGCUUGGAAGUGCAAUUCCAUUUAUUGGCCAGGUGAAGAAUGUGCUAUCACCCGUGGGACCUGGUUCUAUGCAACAUGGCAACCCUUGGAAGCUGACCACUGUGAUCAACUAGAAGCUGUUCAUUUAAGUCUUUUCAUCGGGAAGAAGCUCCUCGACUUGCUGCCAGAUCCUACUUGCAACACUGCUCGUCCUGCUCUGCAUACGGAGCCUUUUGCAGAAUUUCAAGUGGACUGGUACUCACCAUCAGAAGUUUACCUUUAUAGUGAAGCCGCGCCUUCCAAACUUAUGCGUAGUGUCACUCAGAGGCUUGGAUUUCAGAAAUCUACAGGAUAUCGUCUAUACCGAGGAUAUAAGAGUCUUGCCACGGAGUCUGAUCGACCAAGUGACAUAAGCCACCUUGUUUUUGUCAUUCAUGGAAUUGGACAAAAGAUGGACACUGGUCGCAUUAUACGAAAUACAUCAACGUUUCGUGGCUGUGUUGAUUGGAUCAAAGAAAAGUAUUUCAACAACACUAAAUGCCGUGCAGAAUUUUUCCCUGUAGAAUGGCGAUCCUCUCUGAAGCUUGAUGGUGACAUUGUGGAUUCAAUCACACCACACAAACUUGUAGGUUUACGACAGAUGCUGAACUCAAGUGCGAUGGACAUCAUGUAUUACACUAGCCCACUUUAUGGAAAUGAGGUUCAGCAGGGUCUAACACAGGAGCUUAACCGCCUUUACUCCAUGUUUUCACAAAGAAAUCCAUACUUUGAAAAGAAUGGUGGCAAGGUUUCUGUAAUGGCACACUCUCUUGGCUGUGUCAUAGUAUAUGAUAUAGUAACAGGGUGGAAGAUAUCAGCAAAUGGUCCCACGGAACUGCCCGAGAAUGGUUGUGGUAAAUCUGCUCUCUUGUUUCAGAUUGAUAACUUGUUCUGCUUGGGGUCACCACUUUCUGUGUUUCUUGCGCUGAGAUUUCGUGAACCGGAAGACCAUGUUCUUCCCCCUUCUCUUUGCCGACGUCUCUACAAUAUUUUCCACCCAUCUGAUCCUGUUGCUUACAGAAUGGAGCCACUGUUAGUCCGCGAGUACAGUAAAGUGGCUCCACUGCAGAUACAUGCAUACAGUUCAGCUGCAACAAUGCCUUCAUAUGACGACUUGCUCCCUGAGCCACUAGUACCAGAUGGUGCCAUAACAACUGUACCAUUAGCUCCCACAACUGCUGGUUCCAUACAGCCAACAUCAGGUGCUUCAAGUGACACAGUGAGUGCUAGUACAGACAAUUCAGUCAUAGGAGGGUGGAGCUUGUGGGGUCUCAUGAGAAGCAGCUGGCAACCUCGUGAUGGACCAGGAUCUCCAAUUCCUGAUGCCACGAAAGGUCACAUCAAGUUACCACACCGUCUUGACUACCUCUUGCGGGAGACAAAUCUGGGUGGCAGUUACUUGUCAGCACUUACAUCUCAUACUGCCUACUGGAGUAACUAUGAUGUUGCUUACUUUGUUUUAACGCGUCUGUUUCCACACCUUGAAGAGGAAGAUGCUGAUUUGGAUCUAGACAGAAUUCCUACAUCGUAUCCAGCAGAAGAGACGUAGUGUUCAAAGAGUCUCGAUGAAGAUGUCCUUGUAGACGUGUGCUGAAAAUCAGCAUGUUACUGUUCCUUUAAUCUGUUAUCUAUUUCUUAAGAUGCAGUCAGGCAGUCUAGCGAUAUUAUUGUGGCCCUAACAUGACACUGGUGAUAUCAGCCGUUGGUUGCCCUACACUAUAAGAGUGUGAUAUUUAUGAUGAUGGUGUGUACAUUCAUGUAAAUAUUUUUUUUAUUGAAGUUAAUGUUCAGUGCUGUGGCCUUUACCUUUACUUCGUACAAUGAACUAAUGACAUUGUAGAUCUGUUGCCACAAUGUAAUAAACAAAGAUCUAAAGCUACUUAAAGAAGAAAAUAUAUGAAAUGGCCUCCAUUAGCAAUUUUUUGUGCAUUAGGUAUUGCACUGCCUAACCAAAUUUACAAGUGUGUUGAACACACAAACAUAACUUAUUUUCAUUGAGUCAUUGUUACUUAGUAUUUAGGAUUUAAUAAGUGGAUCAUGUUUAAAUUAAGAAACUUACAAAGAAUUGAUCUUGUUGCAGCAAUAGUUUCUGGUUAUGACAUCUUAAUUGUGAUCUCAUUAUUUAUGAUGAAUGUAGCACAUGCCUAAAUAUUUUUUUUUCUUAAAUCCCUCAUAUAAAUAUUACUUAAAAUUGCUUGCUUGGAGUUUAUUGAAGCUAUUCUAAGCAAUAUUGAAUGGUUGUUUACUAAGAAUAUGAUGUUAUCUGAAUGCUUAUAAAUGAAAAAUAGGUAUGUUCUAUACUUUGUUGUCUGUUAUGCCAUAUUUAAUGUGAUGUUUCAGCUGGAGAGUACAUUGGUGCUUCAUAAAUUCUGCAUCAGGGUAUGGUGUCAUAGGUUAUAAAUUUGAAUAUAUUUUUGAAAUGUGCAUGUAAAUAUCUGUAAUUUGAAAUUCACUACCAAGUGAACUUUCAUUAUGAUGAUUGACUUAUUAUGUAUGUUCUGAGUCAUUCACAUUUUUAUGUCUGUAUAUAUGUGUAUAAUUAAUUUCAUUUCUUGUUUACUAGACAAGUAAAAGUAUCAUAUAUGAUUUUUUUAAAAUGUCAUAUUAGUUGACGUUAAAUAUUCCAAUUAAAAAACUCUUAAUCACAUAUUACAUUUCAGUUUGAUAUUGGUGACAUGUACCUUCAGUCAUCUUCUGUUUCUCAUAUUAUUUUGUAGAUCAAAGGAUAAUAAGUUAUUUGUUUCUCUUGCCAUAUAAGCAGAUGACGUGAAGAGAUUCUUUUUGCCUCAUUUGUACUGCUUGUCUUCAUGUCUUCAGUUGUACUCAGAUGAUCCUGAAGGGAAUACAUCUGUGUGAUAAGCAGCAAUUUGACAUUUAUGCAGUUGUCUUUCUUAUGAUGCAUAUGUUGCAGUGAAAUCUCUCUUUAUUACAUGUUCUUAAUGAUAAUAUUGUAUGCAUCUUCUCUUUAAAAUCCAAGCAGAUUAAGUUGUUAUUGAUCUUCGUUUGGUUUCAAUGCACACACAGCUUCAAAAGCAUAAAUAUGGAGGGAACAAUACAUGCCAAAUGAAAAAUGUUUUAAAAGUUCUUUGAACAUAACAACUCGAAAUGUAUAUAAGUUAAAUGUAACAAUGUUGAAUUCCUUGCUUGUUAUCCAGUUUCAAGAAUUUCUAGUCCCGAAACUGCUUCAGCACUACUGAGACACCAUUUAUUUAAUUUAAUAAAAAUGAUACUGCAGCUUUUAAGCUCUGUGUUGUUAUACUGCCAAUAAUUGGAAUAUGUACAUGUGUGUAAAGAGUCAUCUGUGAAAUUCAGUGCCUCAAAAAGGCAUGGAAAAACUGUUGUAGAUCUUGUGCAAAUUAAGUUUUGAACUCUGACAAUGAAUGAUUUUCCUUCUAUAUUACACUAUGCAUACAUUAUAAAUUGCUUAGUCAGGUGAAACACUUUUUUGUCAUUACAUAUAUUUCCAAAUAUGGAAGGUUGUUUUAUUUUGAUAUGCAAGCUACAUUUGCACAUAUUUUACUCUUUCCUUUCAGAAAGCUAUUUUGCUGAGAUCCCAUGCUAAAGAGGGAAUUAUAAACUAUUCUAUGCAUUCUUGUUUGUGUGUGAAGAAUCCAUCCAAAAAAACUAAAACUUAAUUCUUAAAAAUUUCGGAACAUAAAAUAAAUAAGGUUAAAUUAGUGCUUCAUAGUAAGUUUAUAUUGUUGGACGUAAAACUUGUGGCCAACAGUUUAAAUAAUUGUUUGCAGUUACAGAGUUGUUAUUGCAGCUCUGCUUCAUCUGUAAAGAUAAAAAUGUGGAUGUCAACAACUACUAAGCAAAAACUUGCACAAAAUUGUCCAAGUGAUGUAAAUCAGUAUUUUAAGGGAUCUAAAAAAAAAAAAAAAAAAAAAAAACA
This is a messenger RNA of Schistocerca piceifrons (Central American locust), 4790 nucleotides long. Its product is annotated as phospholipase DDHD1-like. The record is from RefSeq and is a predicted model, not a curated record. Lineage: Eukaryota; Metazoa; Arthropoda; Insecta; Orthoptera; Acrididae. The coding region runs from base 282 to 2444 and encodes 720 amino acids. The transcript has 11 exons. Gene Ontology annotation, cellular component: cytoplasm. Gene Ontology annotation, molecular function: metal ion binding; glycerophospholipase activity.